AUGAAUGCAUUAAAAAAAUUUUUUUACAAAAUUAUUUUUCGCGAAGCACCAACAGAAGUUCCAGCAGAUGUUAAUCUACAUGAACGAGAUCUUUGCUUUAUAUGCAAAGAUAAUAUUGACCCAACACUUAAGGAUCAAUGUUCACUAUGCCAAGAAGAGUAUAAUGAGUCAACUGAGCUUGGAAAUUGUUAUAGUCAAGAAAGCACUCAAGGAAUUUCUACUCAGUUGGAUAACAAUCUUCAAAUUGAUUCUGAAGAUAGUUCGGAAGAAAUAAACAUUCAAAUCUCUCGACAAGCCAGCUCUAUUGAAUCGUUAAUAAACUCUGAAUCUGAUACUUCUAUUACAACUUCACCUAUUUCUACUACGUUUGCACCUAUAUUUAUCACUAUUACCACAUCUACAUCCACCACCACUACUACCAAUAUCACGACUUCUGCACCUGCACUUAUAUCGACUACUACAACUUCUGCACCUAUCUUAUCUGUGCCUAAAUCUGCUACCGAUAUUAUAUUUUUCACACCUGCACCUACUACUACCGAUUUCAUGACUUCUGCACCUGCUACCAAUAUCAUGACUUUCACAUCUGUACCUACGCCUACACCUGCAUCUUCUACUACCAAUUUCACGACCUCCGCACCUGCUACCAAUAUCACGACUUUCAUAUCUGCACCUACUACUACCGAUUUCAUGACUUCCGCACCUGCUACCAAUAUCAUGACUUCCACACCU
Racocetra fulgida is the source of this 729-nucleotide messenger RNA. The record is from the annotation of a GenBank genome assembly. NCBI's taxonomy places the organism in Eukaryota, Fungi, Glomeromycota, Glomeromycetes, Diversisporales, Gigasporaceae.